AUGGUAUCUACCCAUAACCGUGACAAACCUUGGGAUACCCCUGAUAUUGACAAAUGGAAGAUUGAUGAAUUCAAGCCUGAGGAUAAUGCUUCAGGUCAGUCUUUCACUGAGGAGUCCUCAUUCAUGACAUUAUUUCCAAAGUACAGAGAGAACUACUUGAGAUCAAUAUGGAGUGACGUUACCAAUGCUUUAGAACAGCAUAAUAUUGCUUGUCAGCUCGAUUUAGUAGAAGGAGCAAUGACUGUGAAGACUACUAAGAAGACCUUCGAUCCGGCAAUCAUUUUGAAGGCUAGAGAUUUGAUCAAGCUCUUGGCUAGAUCGGUCCCUUACCCCCAGGCCAUUAGAAUUUUGCAAGACGAUGUUGCUUGUGACGUAAUCAAGAUUGGAAACUUUGUUAGCAAUAAGGACAGGUUUACUAAGAGAAGACAAAGAUUGGUUGGUCCAAACGGUAAUACUCUAAAAGCGUUAGAAUUGCUCACGAAAUGUUACAUUUUGGUGCAAGGUAACACAGUCAGUGCCAUGGGACCCUUCAAGGGCUUGAAAGAGGUAAGAAGAGUUGUUGAAGAUUGUAUGAAAAAUGUUCAUCCUAUCUACCACAUCAAGGAGUUAAUGAUUAAGCAGGAAUUAGCAAAAAACCCUGAAUUGGCCAAUGAAGACUGGUCUAGAUUUUUGCCAAUGUUCAAGAAGAAGAAUGUUGCCAGAAAGAAGGUCACUGGAGAACAGAAAAAGAAGAAAGUAUACACUCCAUUCCCACCAACGCAAGCGCCUAGAAAGGUUGAUUUGCAAAUUGAGAGUGGUGAGUAUUUCAUGGGUAAGCGCGAAAAGCAUUUGAAGGAGUUACAAGAAAAACGUCAUAAACAAGAAGAGAUCACUGAGAAGAGAAAGGAAGAAAGAAACAAAGCAUUUGAGGCUCCCGAAGAAGCAUCAUACGAGAAUAAAUUGAUUGAUGGUGAGAAGAAGGAAAAGAAAGAAAAGAAAGAAAAGAAAGAAAAGAAAGAAAAGAAAGAUAAGAAAGAAAAGAAAGAUAAGAAAGAAAAGAAAGAUAAGAAAGAGCGUAGCAAGAAGAGAAGCUAUAACGACCUGGUUGACUCUGAAAGAAAGAAGAAGAAGUCAGAUUAG
This is a messenger RNA of Sungouiella intermedia, 1119 nucleotides long. The record is from the annotation of a GenBank genome assembly. NCBI's taxonomy places the organism in Eukaryota, Fungi, Ascomycota, Pichiomycetes, Serinales, Metschnikowiaceae.